GAUGCUGCGGGGCUGAUUAUUCACAGCUUCCCUCGCCCCGAUUGGCUCUGCCGCCGCGCACAGCCGGGCCCCGCCGCAGGAGGAGACUCCGUGGCCAUAAAAGCGGGGUGAGAGGCAGCCGCCGGCGAGUCCGGUGGACAACUCGGGCGGCACCGUGGGGCCACCCGCCGCUGUGGCCUUGCCACCGAUGACUGGCGCAGCCUGACGCCCGUGGAGGGACAUCCAUCAGCCACGACCCGUCCUGACUUGGCGAAGCAGGUGCUCGGCGGGACGGGGAGCAGCGGCAGGCAGAGGCUGCAGGGCGAGAUGGCACGACGGGCACUGGCACUGGCACUCUGCCUGUCCCUGUCUGCGGUGGCAUCUGCCGACUGUGUCACCCAGUGCUCCCUCUGCGCAGCCCAGACCCGCGGUGCCGAGAGCAGCGUCCAGCCCCUGAUGUGCCUGUGGGAAUGCCAGGGCUCCUCGUCACCCGGCCCUGAGUGGGAGAUGUGCAGGAAGGUGCUGGCGCUCCUGGCCCCGCUGGUGGCCCUGGCAGAAGGGACAGACCCGUCCCCACAGGAGGCAGAGGAGGAUGAGGCGCAGCCGGAGCAGGGUCUGGGCCCCGCAGAGCUGCCGCUGGCACCGGCCAAGCGCUACGGGGGCUUCAUGAAGAUGAUGUCCAAGGCGAAGCUGCUGUCCCUGCUCCGCGAGAACGCUCACAGCAAGGGUGGCCUCAGCAAGAAGUCCGGGGGCUUCAGCCGCAAGCCGGGGGAGCGAGCGGCCCCCGAGGACUCCCCGGGGCCGGCAGAGGACGGGGAUGAAGAGCCCACGGGUGCCGGGGCCGAGGGGCCAGAGCUGGCGCAGCUGCACAAGCGCUACGGGGGCUUCCUGCGCCGCAUCAGGCCCAAGCUCAAGUGGGACAAUCAGAAGCGCUACGGGGGCUUCCUGCGGAGGCAGUUCAAGGUGACCACACGGUCGGACGAGGACCCCAGCGCCUACUCAGGGGAGGUCUCAGACCUGUAGAGCCAGGCGUGGGACGGCAGCACCGCGGUCCCCACACUGCCACCCCGACUGUGCCAUCGCCCCCAGCCCUGCCCCUGCCCAGCCUGCUGUGGCUGGUGUCACUCUUGCCUCAUUCCCCUGAGGGGACCAUGAGUUCUGUCCCCAGCUGUCCCUCUCUGGUUCAUUCUGCCCAUCCUGUGCAUGGAGGGGGCAGUGCCACUCCUCUGGCUGCUGGCCCAGCCCAGGGUUCCCAGGGGUGUAUUGCUGGGGACACAUACCCAUCUAUAUCCUCCAUCCUCCCAUAGCUGCUGGAAAAACAGGGUCUGGAAACCAUCACAGCUGAGGUACAGUGCAGGGGGCUCCGAGCACUGGGAAUGAAGCAGGAUGAACCAGGAUCAGGGAGGUGGCUGCCAUGGCCAUGGGCAGAGGUGGCUGGUGGAGCCACAGCACCAUCACCAGGUGCUCAAGAAGUGCUGAGCCCAGCCCCCACUCCCCUCCCCGAGCCUCUCACAGUGUCCCACUAACCCCAGCACCCACCUGGUGCCCCUAGGCUCCCCCUCCAAGAGUGACUCUAGAGGCAGGGUCAGCCCCAUGCCCCAACACCCCACUCCCCCGCCGCAGUCAAUAAAAGGCAGAUGCCAACGAAGCUGAA
Lonchura striata (white-rumped munia) is the source of this 1633-nucleotide messenger RNA. It is a transcript of the gene PDYN, whose product is annotated as prodynorphin. Gene Ontology annotation, molecular function: opioid receptor binding. The record is from RefSeq and is a predicted model, not a curated record. Gene Ontology annotation, cellular component: plasma membrane; neuronal cell body; dendrite. Gene Ontology annotation, biological process: neuropeptide signaling pathway; chemical synaptic transmission; sensory perception. NCBI's taxonomy places the organism in Eukaryota, Metazoa, Chordata, Aves, Passeriformes, Estrildidae.